AUGGCGAAUUCCAACGAAAGUGCUUCUCAUGACGCGGAAUUUAUGUUUCGGAACGGAUUCCUUUCAGAAGUUAAUAAUGAGAAGCCUUUGGGCGCCCCUGGCGUCGACCAGAUUAUCACCCGUUUCCCACCAGAACCAAAUGGAUUUCUCCACCUAGGACACAGUAAAGCAAUCGCCAUCAACUUCGGAUUCGCAAAGCACCAUGGUGGAAUUUGCUAUUUGCGUUAUGACGAUACCAACCCCGCCAAAGAGGAAGAGAAAUAUUUUACGGCUAUUUCAGAUAUCAUUCAAUGGCUAGGCUUCACCCCUGUGAAGGUAACAUAUUCGAGUGAUUAUUUUAACCGCCUCUAUAAGCUCGCAGAGGACCUGAUCCGCCGAGACGGUGCAUAUUUGGUUAAUCUUUUUUCACCUUCAGAAAGCGAAAUCGCCCUACAACGUGGUGGUGGUAAAGGUGCCACUCCUCGCUUUGCCUGCAGUCAUAGAAAUCGACCAAUUGAGGAAUCACUGGCAGAGUUUAGAGCGAUGCAGGAUGGAAAGUAUGGACCUCAGGAAGCUUUACUGAGAAUGAAGCAAGAUUUAGAAUCCGAGAACCCUCAAAUGUGGGAUUUAACUGCCUAUCGUGUGAUCCAACCCAAGAGAGGGGAUACUAGCAAGGAGGAAACCCCAGACAGCAAGGCAGGAAUCCACUAUCGUACUGGGGACAAAUGGAGAAUUUAUCCAACAUAUGACUUUACUCAUUGCUUGGUGGAUAGUUUGGAAGGCAUCACGCACUCUCUCUGCACGACUGAAUUUGAGCAGUCGAGAACUUCCUACAAUUGGCUGUGUGACAAGCUGGAAGUCUAUAGGCCAAUGCAAAGAGAAUAUGGCCGGCUGAACCUCUCUGGUACAGUCUUGUCGAAACGAAAGAUCAUGAAUCUUAUUGAAAAUGGUCAUGUUCGAGAUUGGGAUGACCCACGCCUGUACACGCUUAUUGCUCUUCGACGCCGAGGCAUCCCACCCGGAGCACUCCUUUCAUUUGUUGGUGGGCUGGGAGUAUCCAAAGCUACGACGACUAUUGGUAUCAAGAGGUUCGAACAGUCUAUUCGACAACACCUGGAAUUGACUGUACCUCGCUUGAUGGUUGUUCUUGAUCCAAUCCCCGUCAUUAUUGAUGGUCUUCCGAAUGAUUACUUAGAGAUGGUGGAAAUUCCAUUUUCAAAAGACCCAAAAUUCGGCUCACGUCAUGUUCCAUUCACUGGAACAGUCUACAUUGAUCGAGCCGAUUUCCGCGAGACGGCUAGCGAAGACUUUUUCCGACUCACUCCUGGCACAUCAGUUGGCUUGCUUAAAGUCCCUUUUCCUAUAACUGCAACUAGUUUUGAGAAAGAUUCAGAUAGCGGACUUGUUACAUUGAUACAUGCGAAAUAUGAUAAGCCUGAAGAAGGCACUAACUACAUCCACUGGAUCUCCGACUGUCCAUCAUUUAACAGCCCUAUCAAGGCAUCGGUCCGCAUUCAUAAUCCUCUGUUUACUUGCGAUAAUCCAGAUACGCAUCCAUCUGGUUUUCUUUCGGUUGUAAAUCCUCGCUCCGAGGAGGUCUUUCCGGGCGCUAUGGUCGAGAUCGGCCUCCACGAAGUCAGGCGUACAGCGCCAUGGCCAAAAUCUGAAGGCGAGAAAGAGUCGGAAGAUUCACAAAAAUCUCCAGAUUGUGUUCGAUUCCAAGGGAUGCGCGUAGCAUAUUUCUGUCUAGAUCGUGAUAGCUCCGCUGGUUCGAUCGUCCUGAACAGGAUUGUGUCGCUUAAAGAAGACUCAAAGAAGUGA
Messenger RNA from Talaromyces rugulosus, 1800 nucleotides. RefSeq lists its product as uncharacterized. Gene Ontology annotation, molecular function: ATP binding; glutamine-tRNA ligase activity. Bases 1 to 1800 code for a protein of 599 amino acids. NCBI's taxonomy places the organism in Eukaryota, Fungi, Ascomycota, Eurotiomycetes, Eurotiales, Trichocomaceae. Gene Ontology annotation, cellular component: cytoplasm; cytosol. Gene Ontology annotation, biological process: glutaminyl-tRNA aminoacylation; translation. The transcript has 5 exons. The record is from RefSeq and is a predicted model, not a curated record.